CCUGUUCACGUCCCGGGGCAUCAACGCUGUGUACAGAGUGGAGGGUGGAGAGGUACUUCUGACUGGCAGCUCAGACAGAGCCUUGGCUGAUGCAGAGCAGAGGUUGAAGACUGCCCUGUCCCUGCAGAGCCUUAWGGUGGAGGAUCAGGAGGUGCUGAGGAAGCCUGAGUGGAAGGAUCUKAACMACMAGCUGRUGGAURCCUACAACUCCCUAAAGAAAAGAACGGUGGUGAUAAAGCUUCACCCAGAGAACAGAGACAGAAUCAUUGUGUCUGGCUUCCUGGACCCGGUCAGAGAGGUCAGCAACAGUCUGCGGGACUUUGUUGAAAACUACUCACGAGUCGAAGAGGCUGUCCGUGUCAAGUCCUGUGCCGUGGUUAAAUUCAUCCAGGAGAACAAAUCCCAGGACUGGGAACAUUUUGCCAAGCGUGAUGAGGUGAAUGUCCACUUUGACCCCAGAAGGCCCAAAAUUGUCCUUUCUGGAGCCCGUCUCUACGUCAAGAAGGUCAAAGAGAACUUUCAGAAGAUGGUAGCACCUWUCUGCACUGAUGAGCUCACCAUCAUGAAGCCUGGAGCAAGGAAGUACUUCCAAGAGAAGGGAAGAAUGUUUGUUUCCAUGGCGAUGAAGGAGUACGGCUGUGUGGUGCUGCUGCAGGAAGACUACAUGCUGGAGGAAGAAGAGGGCGAUGAUGAAGAUGAGGAGGAAGGGUUUGGCCCGUCAUCCUGCUGUGAGGUGAGGACACYCAAUGGAAUCCUGGUCUCCGUCAGUAAGRCUGACAUCUGCAAGUUCAAAGUGGACGCAGUAGUCAACGCAGCCAAUGAAGACCUGCAGCAUAUUGGAGGCCUGGCUUUAGCACUACUCAAGGCUGCUGGUCCACGGCUGCAGGAGCUCAGUGAUCAACAUGUCCGUAAUAACCGCCGACUGCAACCAGGAGACGCCAUUGUGACAGAUGCAGGCAAUCUGCCCUGUAAGUAUGUGGUCCAUGCGGUUGGUCCACGGUUCACAGACUUUGACCAGCGAACAGCCAUACAGCGUCUGAAACAAGCUGUGAAUGAGAGCCUGAGGGAGGCUGCGAAGGUUAACUGCUCAACUGUUGCCGUCCCGGCCGUCAGCUCUGGGAUAUUUGGCUUUCCUCUGAACCUGUGCACUGAGACCAUUGCUGUGGCAGUGCGUGACUACUGUGAGAACCUGAGGGGUCAGACCUCCCUGACUGAGAUUCACCUGGUGGACAACAGUGACAACACUGUGAGAGCCCUGGCCAGCGCUGUCCAGAAAACAUUCAAUGACCUGCACCCAAAAAUGACCAUGCCUCCGCAGGGUGCACAUAGGGGAAGUGGACAACGGGGAAGAGGACAACAUAGUUACGGACAUCAAGGAACUGGAUAUCAGAGACAGCCACCAUGGGGACAUGGGCAGUGGGAACAUGGCAGAAGAGGUAGAGGAGAAGGUAGAGGUAGAGGGGGAGCAGAAGGUAGAUCUGAGGGCAUCGUCAACACCAUCUCUGAGGAUUUGGACCUGAGUAAAGGUGCUGUGUCCAAUGCUAUCCUAAAGGCAGCCGGUCCUGGGCUCCAAUCAGCAGCCACAGAUGAGGCUCGCGCCAUCAGAUUGGCCUAUGGUGACGUUGUGGUCACCGACGGUUACAACCUGCGAUGUCAGAGGGUGAUCCAUACUGUCUGCCCCCAUUGGGACCAGGGAGCUGGUUCAGCAGAGAAGAUAUUGAUAACGAUGAUCAGAGAUUGCCUGAGUGAGGCAGAGAAGCAUAGGCUGGCAUCCCUGUCUUUCCCUGCCAUUGGAACUGGGAACAUGGGAUUCCCUAAGGGCCUGGUGUCCAAGCUUCUUCUGCARGAGGUCAAAGACUUCAGCCAGAGAAGAAACUCCACACACCUUAAAGAGGUGGCCAUCGUGGUCCACCCCAGCGACACCCAAACUGUGGAUUGCUUUAUCAGGGAAUUCAAAGGCGCAGGCUUCUUUGGACAGGUGUCAUCCCCUUCUCUGGGUGUGUACAGCAUGCAGAUGGGUCACAUGACUUUAGAAGUGUCAUCAGGAGACAUCACCAAAGAGACCAGUGAGUCAUUAUUCUUGACAUCUAAACCUUUCCUUUUAUGCUUUUCUACAGUCAAAUCCCCAAGCUUCCAACCAUGCAGGAUGAUCGUGACAUCAGCAGGAUCUCUCCCAUGCAAACACAUCAUGCACAUUGUGGGACAGAAUGACCCUGAGAUCAUUAAAGAGACUGUGUACAAUGUUCUCAAGAAGUGUGAGGAGCGAAAGUUCACCUCAGUGUCCUUCCCAGCGCUUGGAACAGGCCAGGGUGGGGCGAGUCCCUCUGCUGUUGCGGACGCCAUGAUUGACGCAGUGGUGGACUUUGUGAAGARGAAAAAGGGACAGUUUGUGAGAAGUGUGAAGAUCCUGAUAUUCCAGACUGCCAUGGUGACUGAGUUCCACAAGAGCAUGAAGAGGAGAGUGGGAGAAGGAGUGGAGGAAAAGGGCAUUUUUACCAGGCUAAAAGAUACAGUGACAACCUACUUUAUGGGACCCAGUGAUGAGCGCUCUGCCCGUGAGAACUUUGUCAUGGAGGGAGAGGAGUUUGCCCCAACCGUGUUCCAGCUGUGUGCAGAGAGCCCCCAGGCUGUGAGCCGUGCCCGGGACUGGGUUAAAAACCUCAUAGUGAAGGAGCAAACUGAGAAAACCAUCAAGAACCCGUACAUCAGCCAGCUGAGCCGGGGGGAUGUAGAGAAGCUGCAGGCCAUGCAGAGGGAGCUGAUGGUCAGGAUACGCCUGGAGAAGAAGGGCCCUGAUUCCCUGAUCCGCCUGGAGGGCCUGAGCCGCGAUGUGCUUACAGCAGACGGCCUCAUCAGCAACAUGGUCCUGGACCAGGAGAGGGCAGAGAACCGCAGACAGGCAGCUUUCCUGGUGAGCAGCCUGGUGGAGUGGCAGUACAAAGACCAYAGUGGGACAAYGGUGUCUUUUGACAUGUUCACCAACUACAUCCUGGAGGAGGCUGUGAGAGACAACAGCAAAGUGACAAUCAAGAUCAACAAUGAGGAUUAUAAGGCAAAUGUARCCCACAAGAGAGCUGUCAAGAUUGAGGGCAGUAGAGAAAUUGAGUUACUGAGAAAAGACCUGAAAGACGAUACAUCAGUGUCUCUACCUGCACACUGGGAUGACAUGAAGGGCUCCCUCUUAAUGCUGGUCCCACUAACUCCAGGAUCCAAGGAAUACAAAGACGUGGAGAAGAAAUUUCAGAAAACUUUGCUCAACAACAACAUCGUUUGUAAAAAUAUUGAACGAGUCCAGAACCAUUCACUGUGGAAGAGCUACCAGAUAAAAAAGAACCUCCUGGAGGAGAAGAACAAGCACACRAACAACGAGAAACUGCUCUUCCAUGGCACCAGUUCCAACUCCAUCACCCAGAUCAACAGCCAUGGCUUCAAUCGCAGCUACGCUGGAACACAUGGUGCUGCAUUUGGCAAUGGUUCAUACUUUGCUGUGGACUCCAGUUAUUCAGCAGGAAGAUAUUCUAAAGCUGAUGCACAGGGGAUCAAGCGCAUGUACCUGGCCAGGGUUCUUGUUGGAGACUACACUCGGGGACAAGCAGGCUUGAUUGUUCCUCCUGCCAAACCUUCAGGGAAGGAUGCCGAUUUGUACGACAGYGUCACAGACAACACCUCCAAUCCAACCAUGUUUGUGAUCUUCAAUGAUGUGCAGGCUUAUCCAGAGUUCCUCAUCACAUUCCAGUAAAUCAUAUUUAACUACCUUCAUUAGUAUAUCAUUACUUCACAACAAAUUCCAUAUGUCUGUGUAAAGGGUGUUAAUGGUAUGUGGGUUAGUUGUUAUAGCCAUGUCUGAGGUUAGACAUCCUUAGAAAACUACUCUUUAUAGACAUAAAUUAUAUUGCUUAGGCCCUGGGCCCAGUUGCAUAAAAGAUCUUAAAUUAAUUUUGUCCUUAUAUUUUCCCUUACAUUUUCCUUAAGUUUAACCUCACUAGGGUAUGUGGGACGGUAGCUUCCCACCGCUCAACAGCCAGUGAAACUGCAGGGCGCCAAAUUCA
Molecule: messenger RNA, 4049 nt
Organism: Salvelinus sp. IW2-2015
Lineage: Eukaryota; Metazoa; Chordata; Actinopteri; Salmoniformes; Salmonidae
Source: RefSeq, a predicted model, not a curated record